UCUAACUUUGCAUACACGACUGCAUCACACCAACAUGCCGCCAAAGAAGAAGGCGGGAAGGCUUACAAAGAGCCAGUCAGCUACUAGGGAAGAGGCGACCAGAAAAACGGGUCGGCCUCGCAAGGCCCGCGAGCUGUCAGACGGAGCGGGAACAGCCAGAUCCAAUGUCGAUCCUCGGGCAGCCACAGCACUAGACAAAGCGUUCCGAGAUAAUAGAUCAGUAACCUUUGACCCCACCUCGGACGAAUAUGCUCCUCAGAGAAAGGCAUCAAGGCAGAAGAACGCGAGGCAUUUGAUACGAUCAUCAUUGACAGGGUCAACCGUAUUGACCAUGACAGUCCUGGAUCGAGUUGAGAUUUUGGCGAAUGUGGCCGGUGAUUGUCUCCUGACCCUCUUGAUGAAUGGGUAUCCACCAAGGAAUAGGAGAGAUAGUGCAGUGGAUGAAGGAAAACUGGCGUGGGAUGGGCUUCAUGCCCUCAAACAAUCAUACAUCUUCUCGCCUUAUUCUCCUCCCUUCCCUCUCCCCGAAGACGUCCUUUCAUCUCUCUCCCCCACUACUUCGGCCUCACUUCGACAGAACCCUCUAGCGCUCAACCGAGCUGUUUACUUGUCGAACCUCGCAACAUUCGUCUGGCUCAUCCUCCGCCCAGACGAAGCGGGGGAUAUCAUGGCCCCUCUUGACGUCGAUGAAGGAAACGACAAAAGGAUCACAAGGAGUCGACAAGGAAUCAAUACGGAAAGAGAGAUUAUUAAGGGAAGAGUGAGAAGAAGGAACGCGUUGAUGGUUGCAGCUUGGAAGAAGUACUGGACGGCUAUCAUUCCAAAAGGACAACAUGGGAAGGAAAUUACUCUUCGGCUCUGGCUAGAUCUCGUCACUCAGAUCGACAUUACAUACCGUUUACAAACCAUCACUUCCUCCACCGAAUCUGAGUUUCUCCCCCAGAUUGAUGAAGUGCUCCAUGAUGAUAUGUUCUCCACCUCUUCCAUCUCCCGCUUCGGCCUCCCUUCUGACCAGGAUACGUCAAAUAGUGAAGGUGACGAAGAUGAGGAGGAUCACAAGCUCUACCUGCAUGAUUUAUGGGGUGAUCUUUGUGUAGAAAGAGAGGAGGAGUUGCCGAAACUGGAGCUGGAAGAAGCCAGGACGGCUUAUCCAUGGGAAGAUUUUCAAAGAGGGAUGCUGAGGUUUGUAAAGGACGAAGUAUUGGGUGAAAGCGGGGAAGAGUCGUUGCUCACGCCGGGACGACGGGGUGUGUUAGCAGGUACCCAAACUCAAAUGAAUCAACCUGCGAGCGAAAGUGAACUUGACAGUGAGCGCGAGGAAAGCCCUGAACCAUCUCAAAUGACAGCCCAAGCUCCCAACUCGCCUCUCCGCUCAUUUGCUGCUCGGCUGGCACGAGAUAAUCCAAAUGCAGGCGACGACCCCAUCGACUUUGAUCUCCUUGAUGAAAUAGCUCGUGAGCUAGCCGCCGAGGAAUCAAACGAAGCCGAUGCUGCAUUUCCCCCCAUUCAUGGCGACCGCAACGGUAAUGGCAAUGGCGAAAAUAACAAUAACCGCAACUCUCCAGAGACUUCAUCCACAUGGGCAAUCAACGAAUCUACCCCGGUUCCUUCCCGUCCAUCCUCUUCACGUCCUCUAUCCCAUGAAAACCAAAGCACGAAGGUGAAGGGAAACGAGAGAAGCCCUCUAAAUCUGUUUGGCAAGAGGUUGAAAAAGAGUGGCUUUGAGUGGAAUAAACGACAGGAAGGGGCAGAGAGGAUCGAGUGGGAGAGCCAGAACCAGAGCCAGAGUCAGGCGUCUACUCCGCGUGCAUCGCGGCAAGCUCAAGAGGAGAUUGGAAAAGCGACUCAAGAGCAAUCUGAAGGGACCCAAAAAGGGAUUGAGCGGACUCUAUACGAAGCGUAUGACCCUUCUGAUCUCUUUCCCGACGCUCGUCAAUUCCAGCCUACCAAUGCUCGACCAGACGAGGCGAAUGAAGAUAAAGGUUAUUUGGAGGAAGACGUUUUGCUUGAUUCUCGCCAGCUUAAUCGUCCUCAGCAGCCUGUUGGAGAAGAGGAAGAGGACUAUCAAGAGGAUAUUAUGCUUGAUGCAAGGCAGUUGGCCGCCAAGCAAGAAAUGGAAGAUGGAGAAGAGGGAUACGAGGAAGAUAAAGAUCUCAUGCCCGACCCUAGGCAAUUUGCUAGAGCGACCCGUUCUCAAUCGAAGGGAACUGAGAAGGCUGAUACUCAUGCUGGAAUGAAGACUGAUGAGGCCGAGAAGAAAAUUGCGGAAGAAGAAGAGGAAAAUGAGGAAGGAGAGGAAGGGCAUGAUUAUAACGAAUUGCUUGGUAGCCUUGAAGGGAGCCCGACAAGUACACAACCAGAACUGCCGGCGCAAACCCCCGCAAGAGAUGGGGACUUCGUUUUCCAUCCCAUCCCUGAUUUCCCGUUUGACGAUCUACCACCCCAAGCGGAGAUGGACGAUUAUGAUGUUGAGGACGUCGCCAGAGCCGAGAGGGAGGCGGAAUUAGAGGCUGAGAAUGCUUGGAAGGGUUCUGAUGACGAUGGUGAUGAUAUAGAUAUUGGCGUCGAGCGGCGCGGGAUGCCAGAAGAGGAGGAAAAGGAAGAGGAUGCGGAAGAGGAAGAGGAAAAGGAGGAGGAAGAGGAAGAGGAGGAGGAGGAGGAAGAGGAAGAGGAGGAGGAAGAGGAGGAGGAGGAAGAAGAGGAGGAGGAGGAAGAAGAGGAGGAGGAGGAAGAAGAGCCUACUCCCAAAGGGAAACGACCUUACUCCUCUGCUUUUGCCUCCAUUUCAUCUUCCGAGGACGACGCUGAUCGUCAGCGUAUACUCUUUCGUCGUCGAAAAUCCUCUGGAACAUUGGCGUCGCAGAAGAAACCGACACAGUCACAGUCCUUGCAGACCGCUCUCUUCUCUCCCCCUACCUCGCCUGACCGUUUCCCUCCGAAUCGUCAAGCUUCUGCCGGACCUGGGCCCUCUACCAUACAUAACCGUCAUGCUGCCGCCCAACCUUCAUCUUCGACCCAAUCACUGGUCCUUGAAAACGAUGAAAACUCUUUCCAGAGGGAAGAUGACAGUGACGUUGCCGCCACAAUCAUCGAUGAGAGAGAUCCAUUCCUUGUCGACGAGGACGGCAACCCUUUAACCCCGAGCGAGGAGUUCACUCUUCCGGAAGAUAGGAAUAAACAAUACGUAUUCUUCGAAUCAAGUUUGCAUGGUCAAACGUCGCAGAAAGGCUCGAGGUAUAUCCGCCUCAGCGGUCCUCGCAGAUGGACUAAAGAAGAAGAACUCUUACUGUGGCGUACUGUACAACGUGUCCCUGCUACGCAAGUUUACCCCCUCCGAGUUGUUUGGUACCUCCACGGUGACGGUGGGCGGCUUAGCGAGAAAUUGAAAUGGUUCAGUGUGCAACAUAUGAAAGAUAAGAUGCGGACGACAGUAACGAGGAGACUUAGGGCGGGCGAGCGCGUAGAAGGGAAUGCGAGAGCUUGGGCGCCGCUAGGAAGUAAGGAGAAGGAGGAUUGGGAUGACGAACAAUGGGAUCGGAUGCAUGGCAGGGCGUUGCUGGCGGUUCAGUUGGAGAGACAGGAGUUUGAGAAAAGAAAGGAAGCGACACGAUUAAGGGAGGAAGAGAGAGAGAGAAGGAAGGAAGAGAAGAAGAGGAAUGAAGAGGAGAAAAGGAGAGAGAAGGAAAGGAAAUUGCAAGAUGAGAAGAGGCUGUUACAAGAGGACAAGAGGAAACGGGAAGAGGAACGGAAAAAGAAGAGGGAGGAGGAAAAGCGAAGGAGAGAGGAAGAGAAACAAAGGAAAAAAGAAGAGAGGGAGAAGAAAGCGAAAACUAAGAAGGGUAAGGGGAGGCAACAUAGCGCAAGUGAAGAUAAAGAGAGUGAAGAAAAUGAGAAUGAAGAGCCGCAGGAAGAGCAGCAGGAAGAGCCGCAGGAAGAGCCACAGGAAGAGCAGCAGGAAGAGCCGCAGGAGGAAAUGGAUGAAUUGGAAUCAAGUGUCGACGGAUCCGAUGGGAACGAAUCUUCCUCAAGUCCCCCGCUUUCCAAACGUCGAGCUACCCGAGCGAAGCCCUCCAAUGACAACCCCGGGCGCAACACCGAGAAGCGUUCAAAAGCCCAAAAGGGCUCUGACGCUGCUGCUACCACACGGUCAUCCUCUCAUACGAAUGCAAAGGGGCCGUCAUCGCGGUCGAAGAGGUUGAUGAUGGAAGCAAGGAAGAGUCAUGCGGCUGCCAAUUCGUCGGAGGAGGAGGACGACGCUCUCGAGAAUGAAGCUGAGCAAAGUACUUCUCAGCCUCCGGCUCGGUCAGCUCAUUUCAAGACUACAGCUGCUCGGAAAACAGCCGGUCAACCGGUCAAACAAAGCCAAGGAGCAGUGACUGUACGAGCUGCUCGUAAAACUACUAGCAGUGCAGAUGGUGGCACCCGCCGACCCGUCAACUCAACCCAUACCUCUAGGUGCUUUUCACCAUCCAAUACUACGAAUCAAUCCACCGCGAAACGUACUCAGUCUGAUCAGGAGGAUAACCUCACUACGGAGAAGGGGGGAAGGUCAGAGCAUGGGUCAGAAUCAGAGAUUGAUGAAUUGCAGCAAGAGCUCGAAUUGGAGUUGGAUUCGGAAUCGGAGGUUUCCCCUCCAGAGUCGAAAGAAGAGAUGGUGGAGGAGGAUACCAUUCAUCCGCUUCUAGCACAGGGCUCGCAUGCGACUGCGGGUUGGCCUGUACAGAUCGACUCUAGCGCUCAGGCCACCCAUGUCUCCGGUACCCAGUAUACAGAUGAUGCGGAGCAGGCCGAAAGGCAAUGAGCAGGUAAGGCGGGAUGUUGGUUUGAAGGUGCGGAAGAUUGAGGCGAAGUGCGAGAAGAUACAAUGUUUCCUUAGUUCACUUAAUGUCACAAUGUCCGGGUUAUUAUGUUUAUGUUAUGGAUAUUGGGUUUUGAAUGGCUGCCGGUCUGAGAUAUUAUACUAUAUGACCUGAUUAGGAACAGC
Cryptococcus deneoformans JEC21 is the source of this 4984-nucleotide messenger RNA. RefSeq lists its product as hypothetical. The coding region runs from base 35 to 4801 and encodes 1588 amino acids. The record is from RefSeq and is a predicted model, not a curated record. NCBI's taxonomy places the organism in Eukaryota, Fungi, Basidiomycota, Tremellomycetes, Tremellales, Cryptococcaceae. The transcript has 5 exons.